GUCCCUCGAGGACGACACACACGUACACACACACACACCACGCAUACGGAGGAGGACGAUCGAGUGCGAGGGAAAGCCUGCUGCUGCUACUGCUACCGCCGCUGUUAAAGACGGAAGGAAGAGGACGAGAAACGCAGUGGCUGGCCGGUGUAGACUCGCAACAGGAGCGCGCGUCUCUGCCAGUAGUCGACCAGUCGCGGCCAUUCAGUCACAGUCAGUCGAUCAUUCGGUCAGUGCCGGUUCUACGCUUCGAACGUUUCUCUCUGUCUGUUUAUACUCUCCUCGAGUUCCUCAAUGGUGGCCGUCCGAUGUGUUUCGCUGGCAACCGACGAUGAUCCUUUGUCCAAGAGGAGAGACCAAGGCGGCUAAAUAGGUGGAGCGAGGAAGCGGAGAGAGAGGCGAGAAGAAAAGGCGCGAACGACAAGGGGUGUUCCAGAGGGAGAAGAGGGGCAUGAUAAGCAAGGACACGGGGUUGGCACGGAAAUCAGGUGACCCGGUGGACGAUAGCGAAGCGUCUGGCGCGCAAAGGGCGAGGGAUCAUCGUCGACAGAUUCGUCGUCGCGUUUCUCGACAACGAAUGUCGGAAUGACGCGUCGAUCGAGUCGUGGAUGGGCAGAGGGUGCAAGGACUUCGUUAAACGGGAAAAAGUGAUACGCGUCGUGGCUCGCGUCGGUGGAGGCGGAGUGGAGGUCGUUGGAGAAGGGAGCGGAAGACGGAAGAAGCGUUGGGGAUCGUCGAACUUAUCAGACACCAGAUAAGAAACGAUCGCGGGCUCAUUGCCUCGUCACUCUCCAGCAGCAGCGACGGAUAACGUCCUCUCGUCGCUAUCAUCGCGAUGUCGUUACUAUGAGAUUCACCGUGCCGGUACACUCGGCGUUUCCUUACACCUGACAGUUUCCAGAAGAAGGCCCGCGCCCGAUUGCUUCGUCGUUCUCCGUCGAUCGCGAACUUUGGAUGUUUCCAACUAACGGAUAGAAACGAGACGGAAGGAAAGAGGAAAAACCCUGACGAACGGAGAUUGACGGGGAAAAAGAGAAAAAGAGAGAACGAGGCUACCAAAGAAUUCGAUCGGAGGACGUUCGUUAAGAAGGGUGAGAGUAAGCCGAGCGAAAGGACGUGGAAGGGAAAACAGCGAUCUCGUUUAACCCCUGAAAGCAGAGAAUCCCUGAAAUCGGAAAAUUCCUGGCGUUUGGUUAACGUAAUUGCCCAAGGACAGGCAACGACUGUCCGGGUUGCUGUGCGUGGAAGAGCCGAAGGGAGUCGAUAAAGAACAGAGAGGGGUGCGUGGUGAAACGCGACGAGAGGGUGAAGCGAAGGUGUCCUCGUGGGGUGCCAGAGUGAGCACGAUAGCACCUCUGGUGCCCUCGGCCGUGGGUCCCGAGGGGACGGACGCCAUGGCGGCCUCUUCGUCCUCGUCGAGCGGCGAGCAACAGUACUCACUCAGGUGGAACGACUUCCACUCGAGCAUCCUCAGCUCAUUUCGUCAUCUGAGGGACGAGGAGGAUUUCGUGGACGUGACCCUGGCAUGCGACAGUAGCAGCUUCACCGCGCACAAGGUCGUCCUCUCUGCGUGCAGUCCUUACUUCCGUCGUCUCCUCAAGGCCAAUCCAUGCCAGCAUCCGAUCGUGAUCCUGAGGGACGUUGCCUCGUCGGAUAUGGAGUCGUUGCUGCGCUUCAUGUACCACGGAGAGGUUCACGUGGGCCAGGAGCAGCUGGCCGCGUUCCUCAAGACGGCGCAGAUGCUGCAGGUUCGAGGGUUGGCCGACGUGAACAGCGGUGCUGCCACCGCCAAGAUUCCGCCCCCAUCGUCGUCCGGUGGAAACAACGGCAGUGCACCGGCGACACCGCGCAAUCCUUGGCAAGACAACGGCAGAGGAGAGUUGAACGAGGGUGCGCUGAGUCCACCACCGGAGAAGAGACCUAGAAGCUACAGUCCACCGUUGGGCAACCACGUGGAGCCGAAAACGGACCUUCAGGAAUCGCUUUUGAGCCAGGCUCUCGAAGGAGGACCCACGAUACACACCACGCCCACGAACAAUGUACAGGCGCAGUCUACCGGCGAGGACUCGAAUUCCAUGUCGGACAACGAGGAGGAGAUAUCGAAUAACGACAGUAUCUUGAAUUCCGUGAAGACCGAACCGAGCGACAUCCUGAACGAAUCUAUAGAACAUCAUCGUAACUCGUUUCCGAUCUUGGGAUUACCAGGACUGAUACCGGGGCCAUCCGGGAUCCACGCGGCGAAUCAGGAUUCGAAUUACGCCCGCCGCGGUUUGGACUUUAUACGGGUCCGUGCCACAGAUCCACGUCCCUGCCCGAAAUGCGGUAAGAUCUAUCGAUCUGCCCACACGUUGCGCACCCACCUGGAAGAUAAGCACACGAUCUGUCCGGGCUAUCGUUGCGUGCUCUGCGGCACCGUGGCCAAGUCGAGGAACUCGUUGCACUCGCACAUGUCCCGGCAGCAUCGCGGGAUCAGCACCAAGGAUCUACCGGUUCUCCCGAUGCCCAGUCCGUUCGAUCCGGAGCUGGCAUCGCGCCUGUUGGCCAAGGCGGGCGUCAAGGUGAGUCCCGCGGAGUUACGAGCUCGUGCCAGUCCCACGGGACCAAGAAGGGGCGACAUGAGACUGGAGAUACCUCGCGGUGGCGCGCCAUCCGAGGCGGGAAGCAGCAUCUGCGGUGGAGACGAUCCGGAGGAUCUCACGUUGCCGCUCAGCCUCAGGUAUGGAUCACCCACGCCCAACAAUAACACUGUGAUCACCAAAGUCAGCGGCAGCAACAGCGGUAGCAGUAACAAGAACUCGACAGCGACCGCGAUAGCGGCCAAAUCUAUGGACACCUUGCACGGUAGCCGUGAACCUAACACGGCGCCCCUUCAUCCACCUGGACAUCUGCAUCCGAGUCACCAUAACGCUAGCGCGACGGGAUCAGCGAUCCUCGACACUUAUCUUCAAUUUAUCGCGGAGAAUUCCGGAUUGGCGACGAUGGGGCUCAGCCCCGAGCAAGCUGCAGCCGUGGCGGCCGCACACGCGGCCAAGAUGGCUCACAUGAGCGCGAUGGAUAAGUUAGGGGGUCGCGGGAUCGAGGACUAUCCCAUGAUCGGUAGAGACGAGGGUCGAGGACCGGGAGUGGUACACGAGGAUCGACAGGACACGAUGCAGGACAGGCACGUUGGUCUAAUGGAAGAAGGCGAAUCGUCCGGCGGAGAAGAGGAUGAUUUUAGCGAGAACGAGGAGCCGGAGAUCGUUAAAGCUGAAUAAGUGGCACGCUCGCGGCAAUCUGCGACCAGAGUUCGUGACACGUGACCCGAUUAGGAAGUGCUUUGGAGAGAGGCGUGACUAGGAUUCGAUUCGGUCCAGCCACGCUCUCUUCGUUCGCAGUCAAAUCCAUCCACUACCUCAGUAGAGACUUACCCCUGUUUUCUUUUCGUUGCGGGAGAUAGAAUUUUUGUUUUUUUUUUUUCCAAAGAAAGAAGAAGAAAGAAGAUGAGGAAACGAAGUCAUUUGCCGAUCACACACACACACACACACACACGUAUACACUGGGCCGGUUCCAAUCGGUCGGAGAACGAAUCCCUCCUUUGCUAACGCUCGAGUAACAAAACGGAGCUUUUUCGUUUGUCUACGUCGAAACACAUACACACACUCACUCACACACAAGUACACGCGUGUAUAUGCGAGUAUACAGUUUUUUUAAUCCCGUUUAAAAUAUUCCAUCUGUCUACCUCAGUGAACACGAUAAACGAUAAGUGAUAGGACAGACCAAGACGAAUCUCAUGGAUGACGAAGUUGAUGAGAGGAGAACGAACGGUGAGGCGAUCGGAGAUAAAAGAGAGUCGUAUCGCCAUGGUUACUCACGAUUUUAGUCGCGUUGAAACGAUUUAAAGAAAGAGGAGAAGGUAAACGCCGUACACGUGGCCACAAUGGCCGCGUUUCUACGGGGGUCGAAGCAGCGACGCUUCGAUCGUCGCGAACUAUAAAGAGAGAGUAUGCGAGCGAACCGAGAAGCCAGGUGACGCCAGGGCAACUGUUUGAUUCUUUUUAUUUUCUAAAGGUUUAAA
Messenger RNA from Eufriesea mexicana, 4054 nucleotides. RefSeq names its product protein abrupt. Gene Ontology annotation, molecular function: protein binding. Bases 1395 to 3254 code for a protein of 619 amino acids. NCBI's taxonomy places the organism in Eukaryota, Metazoa, Arthropoda, Insecta, Hymenoptera, Apidae. The record is from RefSeq and is a predicted model, not a curated record. Gene Ontology annotation, biological process: regulation of transcription by RNA polymerase II. The transcript is spliced from 8 exons. Gene Ontology annotation, cellular component: nucleus.